Molecule: messenger RNA, 6252 nt
Organism: Aspergillus clavatus NRRL 1
Lineage: Eukaryota; Fungi; Ascomycota; Eurotiomycetes; Eurotiales; Aspergillaceae
Product: MYB DNA-binding domain protein
Exons: 2
Coding region: 1-6252 (2083 amino acids)
Biological process (GO): regulation of transcription by RNA polymerase II
Cellular component (GO): Set3 complex
Source: RefSeq, a predicted model, not a curated record
AUGUCUUCACGAUAUCCACCAUCAUCUGGGUUCAAUUCCCGUGACCGUUCUCCACAACGCUUUGGUGACCGCCGCCCUCCUGCUGGCCCUCGUGGUCCCGACGAUGCGAACUUGCCUCCCUUGGGUAGAGAGCCUCCGCGGGGCCCCAAGGCUCUGAUCGACCAUCCUCGAGGCGCGCCGUUUGGUGGUCGAGGCCGCGGGUUCCCCGGCCGCAGCGACUUUCGUGAGCGUGACCGCGACCCCAGAGAGCGAGAUCGAGAACGAGAUCGAGAUUUUCGAGAUAUUCGCGAUGGCCCUCCGCCGUUUCGCCGUGACUUGGACCGGGAUUGGCCCCGCCGCGACCGGGAGUUCGACCCUCGCGACACCCGGAUCCCAUUCGGUCGUGGCCGCUCUCGCUCUCCGCCAGCGCCCCCGCGCGACUUCCGUGACAUGAGAGAACCGGUGGGACGGGAUCCAGACAUCGUAAGGAUGCGCCGCGGCUCGCGAGACAGUUUGGUAUCCGUGUCCUCGACCGCCCCAGAUGGCCCAUCUCUCGGACCGGGUCAUCUCCCUCGAAACGGUCCGAUGCGUGGUCGUGGUCGCGGCGACUGGGAAAUUGGUCGUGGACGUGGUCGGAUGCCCUACUUGGAUGAUCGAGAUACCUUCCGGCGCCGGAGCCGUUCCCGAGAUGGCCGAUGGGAUCGGGAACGGGAGCGAGAGCGCGACAGGGACCGCGAGCGGGAACGGGAAGCCAGAGAUCGCAUCCUAGACCGGGAUCGUGAAAGAGACCGUGAGCGAGAUAGGGAACGGUUGCUGGAAAGGGAUCGAGAACGGGACAUCGACAGACGCGACCGCGAACGGGACCGCGACCUCGACCGUCGAGAUCGGUUUGAGCGACGGGACGAACUAGAUCGACGUGUAGACCGUGACGAACGUGACCGACCGCCAGCGGUUCGAACGGAGGGACGCGCCAACAACCUUCCUACCCCUGCUCCUGGACCCAAUGUUCCAACGGCUGCAGGUGCUGGACCCGAGCGGAUUCCCGAGCGGAUUCCCGACCAUCCCAUGCCCGAUUCGGCUCGCAAACCGUCCAUGGCAGAACCCCGUCGUGAUUCGGUGCGACCUGAUCCCCCCCUCGUGCGCCCCGAGACCGUCAAAGAACUUCCACCUCCUGUGAAGCGAUCUCCCCCGCCGGCUGCCCCUCAGGUGCCGGCAUUUGGCUCCGUCACCGCACCUCUACCUGAUAUUUCGACAGACAAACCGGCAGCCGAUCCCACUCCUUCAGAAUCGGCGCCACCCCCGUUGGAGAAAGAGCGCAGUGAAGCUCCCCCACGGGCUCCCGUACAACCUCCCACGGGUCCCAAGGCCGAUCGGGUGCUAGCGCAACCGCCCUUGGAACGGAUUCGGCGUGAUGACGGUCGCCGGGAUAAUGGCCCAGAGGCUCUCGACAAGGACGAAGCCAUUCCGAGGGCCCCUAAACCGCAACCCGGCCUCGGUGCGCAGGCACGGAAACAGACACCGGAUCUCUCCCCCCCAACCGCUCCUGCCGCUAUGAUUGGAAAAGAGCCUGGAAAGGAGUCGAUCAUCCCUUACCUAGAAGCGCCUCCGGCUCACAAGGCUGGGUCCGCUAUGACGUCGCCUGAACUCAGCAAAGCACUCGCCCCAAGCGCAACGUCGCCGGGUCUCCAUACAUCUCCGCGCAUGCCUUACUCCAGUAUCCCAACGGGACCCCGCGCCCUCCAGCGACAGCCACCGAACCGAGGUCCUGCCAAGGGUAAGCAAUGGGUGCGUCCUGGCUACAACCGUCCUCCAACUGGGCCGGGGUCGGGGCCGCCGACCAUGAAACGGGAUUCUAUCGAUGGCAAAGAUCGAAGUUUGUCCGUUAGCGAAGAAGCAAAACGGGAGGUAGUCCCUUCAGCCGAGGAGCGUGCUCUGGGGCUAGAGGCUGGCGAAAUUCUGCCUGACAAGGACACUGAUGGCGAUGUCAGAAUGUCACCGGAACCACCGAAGCCUCAAGAAUCACCCCGUGCAGUCACUCCGGUGCAAACGCCGGCGGCUGACGUUGUCCCAGAACCACCAGUUGUUGUAGAGACCAAACCCGCCGCUCCCGACGAUACUAUCAUCCCCGAUUUUGGCCGGACGAGCGACGAUGAGGAGGACGAGAACGUGGUGUUUACCCAAGAAUAUCUGGAGGAGCGAAAGCAAAUCUUCGAGAAGGAUAUGCAGGCCCUUCGGGCCGAAUUGCCUGCUCCACCACUCGAGGAUCCGCACAUUGUUUCCCUGCUAAUGCAGAUUCAACUUCUGGGAGUCAUUGCCCACGAGCAGACCGUUACAGAGAUUGUUCCCUCGCCAACGCCGGCGCCGGCGCCUCCCAUCGAAGUGGAGGCCGCGAAACCAGUCGAGGAAGAGCAGGAGGCCGUUGCCGUAGUUGUCAAAAAGGACGAGGAGAUUGAGGCUCCCAAGACACCUCCCAAGCUCGAUCUCGAGACGACACCACCUACCAAUGGAUUGUCUAUUGAGAACCUACCAUUCCUCCAUUCUGGCCCGCCUACCCCGAUUUCUGACCUCGAUACGUACCAGGAGAAUGUCAUGUCACAUACUCAACUGAGAGAUGUAUUCAGCAAGGAGCUGAUGCAGCAGCGAAAAGAGAUCGCGCGCAAAAACGCUAAGCUCCGCGAGGAAUUUCUCUCCUUUUACAAACCGUGGCGACUGCAGGUUUGGGAACUGGAUCGGGCCAAGGUCAAACGGGCAGGCACACCAGUCGCAGCGACACCGCCAGCUCCUCCUACUCCCACGCCGCCCGUCGCCGAAGGCCGGAGAUACAAAGGUAACAGUGAGCUCGAUUUCCAGAAUGCUCUCAGAGCGUCGGAGAUUUCUGCCCAGGAAGAAUUGGAACGCCGCCGCGGGAACAAAGCCACAGCUCAACCCGAUUUGGCUCGGGAAGCCGUCAUUCCCGACAUGCUUGAGCCAAAGGAAGCGAAAGCGCAAGUCUACAAGGAUACGAAUAACACCGUCGCAGUGGCGGACGCGAUGGAUGUGUUUGGUUUCCAUCCACCCCCCAAUGACUUUACGCCGGAAGAACAUGAAAUCUUUACCGAUGCGUUCAUGGCGUAUCCGAAAAAAUGGUGGAAGAUCGCCGAGGCAUUACCGGGACGGGAUUUCCAGCAGUGUAUCAUACACUAUUAUCUCACCAAGGAAGAGAUCAAAUACAAGGCCAAGCUGAACAAGAGAUGGAGCCGUCGCGGGCGCGCGCGAAGAUCCGCUCGACCCAAGUCGAAUGCGCUGAUGAAGGAUCUUGGAGUGGUCAAACCGGAUUACGAUGGCGAGGAAGAACCAGCGCCUGUUACUGAUACAGGCCGCCCGCGUCGUGCGGCAGCACCCACCUUUGGCGAUUCUUCUGCUGCCGAUACAGACGCGAAUGGCCGUCGUGGUAAUGCCAAUAAGGACGGCGAACCAUCCGAGAAGCCCACAGGGAGACGAGGCGGUCGCGGUGGCACGGGUACACGUGGGACUAGACGAGGCAAGGCUGCGCAGCAACAGCAACAGCAACAGCAACAGCAACAACAGCAGCAGCAGCAGCAGCAGCAGCAACAGCAACAACAGCAACAGCAACAGCAACUGCAGCAACAACAGGCACCACCGCCGCCUCAACCUCAGACACAACCGCCGACUCAGACACAGAAACCAGCACCUACCGCGGUGCCUGAACAGCCGGUGCCAACAUUGCCAACGCCAGCGACCGGAGUUCCCGUUGCCCCCUUGCCCAAAAAAGAGGCUAUCGAGACAUCCAUGGAUGGUACCAUCGAGACCACCGCCGUACGGAUCAAGGAAAGUGUUGCGAGGGAUUCUAUCGAGGCGCCUCCGCGAGCAAAGACUGGGAGAGGCCGCCAGAGGGAAGGAGUGUAUGUUUUCGACACUGCGGAACAUGAGACUCCGGGGCCUGCCAGGCCGGCAGAGGUUGGUUAUGGGUCUUUGCAGCCUACAAGCUACUGGUCUGUGCCGGAGCAACGCGACUUCCCGCAAUUACUGGCCUAUUUCGGGAGAGAUUUCGAGGGCAUUUCCAAUUUCAUGAAGACGAAAACCACCGUGAUGGUUAAAAAUUACUUCCAACGGCGCAUCGACUCGGGUCAGAAGGAUUUCGAAGAUAUUGUUGCGGAUGCAGAGGCCAAGAAGGCCCGUGGUGAGCGCACUGGUUCGCCGCCUGCACCUACCCCUCCUUCCAAGCGACGCUAUGAAGCCACGCCAUCGUCAGUCAUGCCCCGGCCACUUGCACCUCAAACGGAGCCUGUCCCCGAGGCGGAGGAGACGCGUACAGCUACCAAGGCGAAGAACGUGGCCAGUGGAUCGCAUUUGGUGCCUCUCCAUGCUCGGCCGCCCCCGGAGAAAGAGCGAAAUAUGUCCAGAUACCCUCCGCUGGCGCAAGCGAGCAGUGUGCCUGCGACGGCAGUGCCCAUGCCCGGCGAGGAUUCGUCUCGAGCAAUUCGGUCGCAAGUCGGUCUACCGCCGCGCUUACGGGGUCCACAGAUGGGCUACUUCACCGAGGAGAGGCGCGAGGCUCCGGCUGCUUAUGCAAAUACUCGUCCCCAGGAAGCACCACUCUCCGCGCGCCAGACGGCUAUGCCGGGAUCGGAAAUGGCGCGGCUGGAGUCCCUGCAUGCGCAAGGGGGCUAUCGCGGGGCGAAUAUUGACGUGCAUGGAUCGCCUCUGCUGACGACUCAAGGGGCUGUCCCUCCGUCGCAGCAGGCGUACAUGCAAUCCCAGUCUCAGCUCCAGCAUGGUUAUAUGCCGCAGGCCACACACUCCCGCCAAGCGAGUCUCACAAAGCCUCCUGGCUCGCCUGCGCAGCCCUUACCAAGGCAGGACCCACACAUAGCUCCUGUCCGGCGGGAGUCUAUCAGCCAGCGAUCAUUCUAUCCUCUGCCUGGUCAGCAUAUCGGUAUUCCUCAACCGCCGCCGAUUCUGUCCCCGCAGAAGGAAGCACCGCGACCCGGCUCUAUCCCGGCCGAGCUUGCAGAGGGACCGCGGCAAGUGCCGGCGAAGCGGUCGAACAUCAUGAGUAUCCUGAACGACGAGCCCGAAGAGCCACAGCCUCGGAAGCGGUUCGCCAGCGACCAGGCCACAUCCCAUGCGCCCGCCCGGCCAGUGUCCCCAUCCCGUCCCGUGUACACGGGCACUCAUUCGCUGCCUUCACAACCAACCCCACCACGCCAGGAUGAGGCUUUCAUGGCAUCUGCCCCGCAGAAGACUCCGGCCUACAGCCAGCAUAGCCAGUACCUACCACCGUCGCGCGCCUAUGCCGAUUAUCAGGGCUACAACCCUGCCCCUGGCGGAUCUGGUCCAUCGGCCCAUAACGACUGGAUGGCUCGAUUCGACCCACGGGGUCAGCCGCAACUGCAGCAACCGCCUCCACCACCACAGCCGCAACAGCCUGGUCCACGUUCAGCAACCAAUAUGGCUCCCCAGCCGCCCUUCUCGCCAUAUUCGUCUGGCCAAUCCCAGCCGGCUCCCGGUCAUUCCAACCUGUCUGCCCCCUCUCCUGCCCCGACUCCUUCCCCGGCUCCCGCUCAGCGCCCGCUCUAUGCGGGCUCGGUUUAUGCUCCGUCCCCAUCGUCGCAUGCCCAGGCGGCGGGCGCCGGCCCCCGCGAGUUGUCCUCUCAAACUCAGAUGUUCCGGUCGGCCGUCGGCUCGCCCACAUCGCGACACAGCAGUAUCACGUACGGGUCUCGACAGGGGCCACCUACGCCGGUUCAAUCGCCGGCGAAUCUGCUUGGGUUGGGAUCGCGACCGCCACCUGCAGGGGCCGGGUCGUAUGCGUCGUCUGCGCAAUCGACGCCGGCGCCCCCCGCCCACCUGCCCGGUCAUUCUGGCGGCCACCAGUCGUAUCAGCAGCACGUCCAGACGAUGGUCAGUGGUGCGCACCAGCAGCAGUCUCAUCGGUCCUCUCUGGGGCUGGCCGGCGCGCCCUAUGGCCACAACACGCCACCGCCACAAGCGCCGGGCUCUCGCGGGGCAGGACUUUCGGUGCCGCCGUCGCAAUCGGUGGGGAUUGGUCGUUCGUACACGCCUCCGGCGAUCUUGCAACCGAACCCGGCCGGGGGAAUGGGCUAUGCACCGGGCGGACCGUCUGGCGGCAUGCACCCGCUACAGGCCCGGCCGUCGGGUCCCGGAUCGCUGGGGGAACCGGUGCCUCCUGGCCACGGUGGUGCCGGACAUCACCGGGUCUACAGCCAAGGAUCCAGUGCCGGGUCCCUUCCUGGUCAUGGGCCUCGAUAA